This is a messenger RNA of Drosophila nasuta, 393 nucleotides long. Its product is annotated as male accessory gland serine protease inhibitor-like. Gene Ontology annotation, molecular function: serine-type endopeptidase inhibitor activity. The transcript has 2 exons. Bases 76 to 312 code for a protein of 78 amino acids. Lineage: Eukaryota; Metazoa; Arthropoda; Insecta; Diptera; Drosophilidae. The record is from RefSeq and is a predicted model, not a curated record.
CAAGCACUCAGUCUCGAUUUUUAUUCGGUUCAUUAAAGAACUCUAUUUGCAUCAUUUAAACAAACAGGAAUCAGAAUGAAGUUCCUUUUGGUAGCAGUCCUCUUCCUUGCCUUCGUAGCAAGCUCUUUUGCGUUUAAGAAUGCGGCCUGUGGAGAACAAUUUGCCAAUAUUGGCGUUGGAAGAGGUUUCUUCCCAAGUUGGUCCUACGACAAGAAUACCAACAAAUGUCUUCCGUUUAUCUAUGGCGGAGUUGGAGGAAAUUCAAAUUCAUUCCUUUCGGAAGAUAAAUGUGUCGACACAUGUGUUGAAUAGUUUAUUCCAAAUAUCACUUUAUUAAUCAACAUUUUAAACCAACAUACAUAUAUUCUUAAAUACAAAAUGGAAUAUCUAUAA